AACCUCAAUUAAUAUAGGAUUAAUAGUUCAGUAAUUUGUGUAUACGAUUGUUAUUCUGUAAGAAGCCGCUUUGUCAGAGAAAAUAAACCAUAUUCGUUUUAUAAAUAUAUAUAUAAUCAGAAUCAUACAAUGGUUGUGCGUCAAUAUCAAGAAGAACUUCAGUAUCUAGAAAAAUUAUCCCCAUACUGCUGGAGAAUAAAAAAGGGCUUUCAACCCAACAUGAAAGUGGAAGGUGUUUUUUACGUGAACCAAAGGUUAGAAAAAUUGAUGUUGGAUGAACUAAGAAAUGCCUGUAGACCUGGCAUGGUUGGUGGCUUUCUUCCAGGUGUCAAACAAAUAGCAAAUGUAGCUGCCUUACCAGGUAUCGUUGGUAGAUCUGUAGGUUUACCAGAUGUUCAUUCAGGAUAUGGCUUUGCCAUUGGAAAUAUGGCAGCAUUCGACAUUAACAAUCCAGAUUCUAUUGUAUCACCAGGAGGUGUGGGUUUUGAUAUUAACUGUGGAGUGAGACUGUUGAGAACCAAUCUUUUUGAACAAGACGUUUUGCCGAUUAAAGAACAGCUAGCACAAAGUUUAUUUGAUCAUAUUCCAGUUGGGGUAGGAUCAAAAGGAAUCAUUCCAAUGAAUGCAAAAGACUUAGAAGAAGCUUUGGAAAUGGGUAUGGACUGGUCACUUCGAGAGGGUUACAUUUGGGCAGAAGAUAAAGAGCACUGUGAAGAAUAUGGUAGAAUGCUAAAUGCAGAUCCAGCAAAAGUUAGCAUGAGAGCAAAGAAAAGAGGAUUACCUCAGUUAGGAACAUUGGGAGCCGGGAAUCAUUAUGCUGAAAUUCAAGUAGUGGAGGAGAUUUACGAUAAGUGGGCUGCUUGUAAGAUGGGUAUCGAAGAAAUAGGACAGGUAUGUGUAAUGAUCCAUUCAGGAAGUAGAGGAUUCGGUCAUCAAGUGGCUACAGAUGCUUUAGUCCAAAUGGAAAAGGCUAUGAAACGAGACAACAUUGAAACAAACGACAGGCAAUUAGCUUGUGCCAGAAUUAAUUCUGUCGAAGGACAGGACUAUUUAAAAUCUAUGGCAGCUGCUGCGAACUUUGCUUGGGUGAACAGAAGCUCGAUGACGUUUUUAAGUAGACAAGCCUUUGCCAAACAAUUUCAUAUGUCACCAGACGACCUAGACAUGCACGUGAUAUAUGACGUUUCCCACAACAUAGCCAAAGUCGAAGAACAUAUCGUAGAUGGUAAACCAACAACCCUCUUAGUUCAUAGAAAGGGAUCGACUAGGGCAUUUCCCCCACACCAUCCCCUUAUUCCUGUGGAUUAUCAACUUACGGGACAGCCUGUCUUAAUUGGCGGUACAAUGGGGACUUGUAGUUAUGUUUUAACGGGAACGGAACAGGGUAUGCUGGAAACAUUCGGAUCUACUUGUCACGGAGCCGGCAGGGCCCUAUCCAGAGCCAAGUCUAGGCGCAAUUUAGAUUAUACGGAUGUUUUAAGGAAAUUAGAAUACAUGGGAAUUUCGAUACGUGUAGCGUCACCUAAAUUAGUAAUGGAGGAGGCACCAGAAUCUUACAAAAAUGUUACUGAUGUAGUUGAUACGUGUCAUGCUGCUGGAAUUUCUAAGAAAUGUAUUAAACUGCGUCCUAUUGCCGUUAUAAAAGGAUAAAUCAGACUGAUAUGAAAAUUAAAUUUAUUUAAAAUUAAACUAUUUUUGUAAUUUCAACUGCAUGCUUAUUAAAAUUCAUCUAUUAUUGUAUUAAUAUUAUUUUUUGUGUUUUGUGUCUGAAGACAGAUUCACAGUUAUUUCUUCCAUUUAUUAUUUAUUUACCAGUCUUAGUCUAAACUUGCAAUUAUGAAAAAUUAUAACUGUAUAUAUUUGUAAGUUUAUACUUAUGUCAUUUUUAUGUUAAACACAUUAAAGCUGUGUGAGAGUGCGAUUUCAGUUUUAUUUUAUUACAAGGAUCCAAAAAUUUCACUUGCGGCCCAAGUUCCAUGCUAAAUUAUCAUAAUCCUAUGUAUUGUAACUUUAUGCAAAUGUUAUUUUUAUUUUAAAUAUAUUAAAGCUGUAUU
Molecule: messenger RNA, 2054 nt
Organism: Anoplophora glabripennis (Asian longhorned beetle)
Lineage: Eukaryota; Metazoa; Arthropoda; Insecta; Coleoptera; Cerambycidae
Gene: RtcB
Product: tRNA-splicing ligase RtcB homolog
Exons: 1
Coding region: 130-1650 (506 amino acids)
Biological process (GO): tRNA splicing, via endonucleolytic cleavage and ligation
Cellular component (GO): nucleus; tRNA-splicing ligase complex
Molecular function (GO): RNA ligase (ATP) activity
Source: RefSeq, a predicted model, not a curated record